This is a messenger RNA of Zea mays, 717 nucleotides long. RefSeq lists its product as uncharacterized. The transcript has a single exon. The record is from RefSeq and is a predicted model, not a curated record. Bases 1 to 513 code for a protein of 170 amino acids. Lineage: Eukaryota; Viridiplantae; Streptophyta; Magnoliopsida; Poales; Poaceae.
AUGCAGGAUGAAAGAAACAAGGGUGAUGAUGAAUUUAUAAACAAGCCUCUUCCCUAUUAUGGCAACCUUGCUACAAUUUUUGGCAAUAGUGUUGCAUCAGGACGAUUUGCAAAGACAUCAAAUGACCCUCUUGCUGUUGAUGAUGGUGAAGAUGUGCAAAAGGAAGGGUGUAUUGCAACAUCUAGUGCUGUCCAUGAGAAUGACACUGCAGCAACAUCUGCAACUAAACCAUCCAAGAAGGCCAAGAGGGAAGACAAUGGUACUGAAUUCUUAGUUGAAGCAUUUCAGCAUGCCACUCAAACACUAGCCAGUGCCAUCAAGGAGGCAGCAAACAAACCUUUGCCAGCUGGUUUGUUUGAAGCUGUAGACAAUAUUCCAGGAUUUGAGAUUGCGCACAAGUCCAAGUAUUAUUCUCAUUUGGUUUCUAAUCCUGACAUUGCACAUGCUUUCAUGGAUGUGCCAUUGCUUUACAAGGUCUCUAUGAUUACCGACUUCGUUAAUGAGAAGUUUUAGGCUUUAUGGUAAUCUAAUAAUACAUUUCACAAUUUGUAUGGAUCUAUGUAAGGACCUAUGUUUGUUUGAAACUAUGUAUGGACAUGUGUGUGAUAUGUUAUGAAACUUAUUUUUGACAUAACACUUUUGUGAUGGUUGUAUGGAUGAGUCAUGUGUAAGAUUAUGGAGUAAUUAUUAUACAUUUUAUGAUCUAUAGUUAUAUUU